This is a messenger RNA of Lichtheimia ornata, 420 nucleotides long. RefSeq lists its product as uncharacterized. NCBI's taxonomy places the organism in Eukaryota, Fungi, Mucoromycota, Mucoromycetes, Mucorales, Lichtheimiaceae. Gene Ontology annotation, biological process: retrograde transport, endosome to Golgi; endoplasmic reticulum to Golgi vesicle-mediated transport. The record is from RefSeq and is a predicted model, not a curated record. Gene Ontology annotation, cellular component: Golgi cis cisterna; Golgi membrane; COPII-coated ER to Golgi transport vesicle. The transcript is spliced from 4 exons. Bases 1 to 420 code for a protein of 139 amino acids.
AUGACGACCUCUUUUGUUCACGGGCAUCUAUCAGAAAUCGGUGUCGGAUUGACAGCCUUUGGUGUCUUUUUCAUGAUGCUGGGUGUUAUGCUCUUGUUCGAUGCAGGCCUGAUGGCGAUCGGGAACAUCUUGUUUUUGAGCGGCAUAGCAGCUAUCAUUGGACCACGAAGUACGCUUGUCUUUUUCACGCGACGCGAAAAGAUACGAGGCACCAUUUGCUUUUUGGGUGGCAUCUUCCUUGUUCUCUCAAAGUUCCCUGUGCUCGGCUUUGUUCUUGAAGUGUUUGGCUUUUUGAAUCUAUUUGGCGAUUUCUUCCCUGUGGUAUUCGGCUUUGUACGACGACUACCGAUCAUUGGACCCAUUCUCAGUCAUCCAGCGAUUGCUCGGUUUAUGCCACGUGAAUCACGCACACGCGUUUAA